AUGGCCUCGGAUGAUACUUCCUCAAGCACCCCUACAUUGGAUGACGUCGACGAUUGUGUGACAAUCAGAGCAGUUGAUCGGUGUAACGUUUAUGCAAGCACAUGUGGUACGGAAGCAAGUAGGAAGAAGAGAGCCAAGACAUCAGCGGUGUGGUCAGAAUUUAGGGAGGUGGUUCUCUCUAGGGGUACAAAGAAGGCAGAGUGCAUUCACUAUAAAACCAAGCUGAAAAUGACUGCCAUUGGAAGCACUACCCAAUUCAAUAGACAUUUAAAGAGGUGUGCGAAGAGAAAAGAUUUCUUGAGGCAACAACAAAUAAAUUUUCCUGCCAGUUCUCAAGGUACCAAUACUAUCCUUCUUGCUCUACGAGGCCAGUUCAGUAUGCUUAAGAUAAGGGAGCUUAUUGCACAUUGGUUGAUGAUGCAUGAGCAUCCGUUUUCUGUUGUGAAUGAAAAGGGGUUGAACAAUAUGUUAAAGUACGGGAUUCCUGAAUGGAGUCUGAUUUCCCAUAAUACAUGCAAGAAUGAUUGUUUUAAAGUGUUUGAUAAUGAGAAGCAAAAGUUGAAGACCAUAUUGAAAGGUGUUAGGAAAAUAAGUCUAACCACAUAUCUAUGGAGUUUAGACAAUCAGAGGAUAGAAUACAUGGUGUUGACUGGGCAUUGGAUUGAUGAAAAUUGGAAGUUGAAUAGACGGGUCUUGAAUUUUGUUCAUUUCCCUCCUCCCCGUACUGGUGUUGCCAUUUCUGAUGUCAUUUUCAAGUGUUUGAUGGAGUGGGGAAUUGAAGCAAAGGUCCACACAAUCUCAGUGGACAAUGUUGCAAUCGAUGAUGUGGUAGUCAAGGUCUUAAGGGAAAAUUUCCAAGCUACGGGGAAGCUCAUGUGUGGGGGUAAGUUGUUUCAUGUUAGAUGUUGUGCACACAUCUUGAAUCUGGUUGUUCAAGAUGAUCUGUAUCAGAUUAGACAUAUUACAAAGGACAUCCGUGACAGCGUGGUAUAUAUAAAUUCGUCAGAGAGUAGGCUAAAGGUGUUUUCAGAGAUUGUUUUGCAGCGGAGAUUGCCAUUUCGCAAGCUUAUUUUUUAUUGCAAAACACGGUGGAAUUCAACAUAUGAUAUGUUGGCAACGACAAUCAAAUUUAAACGUUUUUUCCGUAGCUUUGAGGAGAGGGAUAUCAGUUAUCAGUAUUGUCCCAAGGAGGAGGAUUGGGACAAAGUAGAGAAAAUUUGUGAAAUUUUAAAGGUGUUCAGUGGUGCGACCAAUCUCAUAUCGGGGAGUGAUUAUCCAACAUCAAACCUGUUUCUAAAACAAGUUUGUUCAAUCAAGAUUAUGUUGGAUAGUAAGAGUGAACACGAAGAUGAAUUUAUAAGGACAUUGGUUUGGAAAAUGAAGCAAAAGUUUGACAUAUAUUGGGGGGAGUGUAAUUUGCUGAUGAUUGUGGCUACUGUAUUGGACACUAUACUCAAGAUGAGGGUGAUUCAGUGGGUGUUCCCUAAGAUGUAUCCUGAGGCUGAAGCGCAGGCAAAUAUUGUUAUUGUUUGGGAUGCCUUAUAUGAGGUCUAUGGGGAGUAUGUCGAUGCCAGUAGAGCAUUGACUGCUACCUGCGCUUCUACAUCUGAAGGGGAUGGACUUCAGGUAGUUGGUGAGGGGUCGGGGCCAGCGGUAGAUAGGCCAGAGGUUUGGGAUGGAUUCAGUGAGUUUUUGGAUGUGGUCAAGACGGUUGAGCCAACUAAAUUAGAGUUAGAUUGUUAUUUGGGAGAGGAGUGUCAUAAAUGUGUGGGGGAUCCUAUGGCUUUUGAUGCUUUAACAUGGUGGAAGACAAAUGCAACGAAGUUCCCUAUUUUGUCUACCAUGGCUCGUGACAUAUUAAUUAUUCCUAUCACUAUGGUUACUUCUGAGUUUGCUUUCAACGCUGGGAGUAGGGUUAUUGACACUUAUCAAUCGUCAUUGGCUCCUGACACUGUGGAAAUGUUUUUAUGUAGAUGCGAUUGGUGUCAAACUUUAAAUGGGGUCAAGAAAUGGUGCAAAGAAGAGUAG
Pistacia vera is the source of this 2028-nucleotide messenger RNA. Its product is annotated as zinc finger BED domain-containing protein RICESLEEPER 2-like. The transcript has 3 exons. The record is from RefSeq and is a predicted model, not a curated record. Gene Ontology annotation, molecular function: protein dimerization activity; DNA binding. NCBI's taxonomy places the organism in Eukaryota, Viridiplantae, Streptophyta, Magnoliopsida, Sapindales, Anacardiaceae. Bases 1 to 2028 code for a protein of 675 amino acids.